Messenger RNA from Pteronotus mesoamericanus, 2411 nucleotides. It is a transcript of the gene TTC9, whose product is annotated as tetratricopeptide repeat domain 9. Gene Ontology annotation, molecular function: protein binding. The record is from RefSeq and is a predicted model, not a curated record. NCBI's taxonomy places the organism in Eukaryota, Metazoa, Chordata, Mammalia, Chiroptera, Mormoopidae. The transcript is spliced from 3 exons. The coding region runs from base 235 to 924 and encodes 229 amino acids.
GGGAGGGAGAGAAGGAGGGGAAGGCAAUCCGAGGAGGAGGAGAGAGCAGGCAGCCUCCCGCAGCUGGCGAGGAGAAUGGGAGUGCGGGGCGACAGACCGCCGCGGGGUGUCACGGCCGCGGCCGCGAAGCUUGCCAGACGCGGGGCCGGCGCCCGCCGCUUUUAAACCCAGGAGGGCGCGGCGGCGCAGCGGCGGGCGGAUUGCGGCGCGCGCUGGGCGCCGGGCGGCAGCCGAAUGGAGAGGAAAGGCUCGGCGGCUGGGACCAAGGGGAACCCGAGCCUGCCGGUGGCCGGCGAGGGGCAGCGGCCGCCGCCGCCGCUGUGCGUUCUGGGCGGCGGCGGCGGCGGCGGCGGCGGCGGUGGAGGGGCUCCAGCGCGGAGCCAGGCUGGGGCGGCGGCCGAGCCCUCCGAGUUCAUCCGGCGCGCGCAGGAGUUCAAGAGCCAAGGGUCGCAGUGCUACAAGGACAAGAAAUUCCGCGAAGCCAUCGGCAAAUACCACCGGGCGUUGCUGGAGCUGAAGGGGCUGCUGCCGGCCCCCGGGGAACGGGAGCGGGACUCGCGUGCGGCCUCCCCGGCGGGGGCCCCCAACCCCGGCCGCCUCUCGGAGGAGCAGAGCAAGACCGUGGAAGCCAUCGAGAUCGACUGCUACAACAGCCUGGCAGCCUGCCUGCUCCAGGCUGAACUGGUAAACUAUGAACGAGUCAAGGAGUAUUGCCUCAAAGUCCUGAAGAAGGAAGGGGAGAACUUCAAGGCCCUUUAUCGAUCUGGCGUGGCCUUCUACCACCUUGGGGACUAUGACAAAGCACUCUACUACCUGAAAGAAGCAAGAACCCGACAGCCAACAGACACCAACGUGAUUCGGUAUAUCCAGUUGACGGAGAUGAAGCUCAGCAGAUGCUCCCAGAGAGAGAAGGAAGCCGUGUAACAACACCUGUCUAGAGUUGCACCUACGCCAAACCUGGACUCCAGGCAUCCCCUGGUGGAGAGCCCCUCCCUGGCUUCUGGUCCUUUCUCCCCACUUCUUCUGUCAGUCCCCCUCCCACCUCUUCUUCCUGUUGCCCCUCAAUUCUCUGUCUACUCCCAGUGUGACAAAAGGAGAUACAAAUUUGGAAUCAGGUGGGGUUGUCCCGGUAAUGGAGAUACUCUCUUCUGUAGUAGGUCAGCCACUGAGAGGGACCUAACUUCUGCAGGGACAGCUGGGGAGGACUCUCACGGGCCAGGAAUGACUGUGCUUCUGACAGAGACAGAGCCUGGCAGGUGUACAAUCCCAAAGGCAGCAGGCACGUAGUCCAUAGCUGGACCCUCCACACCUUUCUGACAGACCAGAGCAUCUCAAGGCAACUGUGACAAAUCCAGGGAUGAGACAAAACACCAGAAGCAUUGGUUAAGCCAGGCGAGAGACCAUGAAUGUGUACACUGGAUUUCCCCAGCCCUACCCACAGCAACCUCAGCCCCUGCCUCCCUCCCUCCCUUGUUGUCUUGGCUUGUGCUUUCUUCUCUCCCCCUCGGGGACUGGAGACUCUGCCAGGAUUCACAUGCCAUUGAAGCCCACUCUCAGUGCUCUCUGGUGACUACACAUGCCAUUCUCCCAUCCCCCACCCACAGCAGGCAGCCAUGACAGCAGAAGGGCAGGGUAAUGCGGGCCAAGGGUUGGCCACGUAGGUGAUGGCGGGAGGGAGAGACAACAUCCAGGGGAGAGAGAAUUGUAUAGACUGGGGGACUGAACUGUGGACUAAUUCAGUGUAAAUAAAAAUAAAUUAACAGGGAGCAGUUCCUGUCAUUUCUGUUGGAAGCAGCCCCCACCCCUACUUUUACUCCCUCUCCAAACUCACUCCGAACUACUUACAGCCAGGCAGGACGGGGCUUCCCCCAAAGCAAAGGACCGUUUGUCCAGCAGCAUGCAAUGUUGGCUGCCGCCUCUGUGCCCUUAGAGUAGGCUGGGGCCGGGGAGACUGCCCAGCGACUGGGCUUUGUGGGACUUCAUGGGACUUGUACAGCCUCUUUUUGAUGACAUUAGCUGGACUCAAUAUCUAGCACAGAGGAUGUGUUCAACAAAUAUUUGUUGAAUGAAUAAAUUAUGACUACAGACUGGCUCUCCUGCCUUAAACUAAUCUUAUCCCAGCCUAGUCUCCUGAUAGCUAUGCUCUUUAUGCCAUGUUGCUUCAGUCAAAUAAGAAACAUUUCCUGAGGGCUUACAGCUUGCCUAUCAUUGUGCAGUAUGCUGGGGGACAUAGGAUGUAGUCCCAGUCUUAAAGGAGAUGGAAGAGUUGAGAGAUACUCAUGUAAGAUUAUUAACCAAUGACACCUUUAAUUUCUAUGAUGCUUUAAAUUUUUCAAAGCACUUUCAUGUAUUUUUGUGUGAUUAGUGAAAGAGACAGUAUUGUACAAUUAAAAUAUAUACAGAUGCAAUAA